Molecule: messenger RNA, 4620 nt
Organism: Mizuhopecten yessoensis (Yesso scallop)
Lineage: Eukaryota; Metazoa; Mollusca; Bivalvia; Pectinida; Pectinidae
Product: laccase-3-like
Exons: 3
Coding region: 389-2599 (736 amino acids)
Biological process (GO): iron ion transport
Cellular component (GO): plasma membrane
Molecular function (GO): copper ion binding; oxidoreductase activity
Source: RefSeq, a predicted model, not a curated record
AGGAGUGUUUAUAGUACAUAUACAGAUCAAAUGUUAAGAUAAUUGUUACUGAAAUGAACAGUGCAAUAAUCUAAAACGGAUUUCUGUCAAAAGUUAAUUUUAAUUUCUACAUUUCCAUCAUAAAUAACUAUCAAAUUAACAUUUACAAAUCGGAUCUCAAGGCUACUGGUUAAUGUCAUUGACCUUCUACGCUAUUGGCCGCUUUACCUGGCCAGGUGAAUGUAUGUGUAUACAUGAAAACAUUAGUAUAUCAAGCAAAGUGUCAACUCACGCCGUCAUAGGGGAGACCUUGCACCCACUGAGCCGGAGACAAGAUCACCCAUUGAGCCGGAGACAAGAUAACGUCUACCAGUAAACCUGCCUGCCUUACUACUGAAGAAGGUUCAACAUGGGCAACGAAAGGGCAUUCACGGAACUGAUAUUUGUUUUGGUGAUAUCUUUCGGAUACGUCGUAUGUUUUGAAUGUGACAAGGAAGCAACCGUUUGUGAGACAACUCUAGUUAUACAACACAAAUUGACCAUGAUGCAUGAAAUCCACCGAAAAGUUUACCCAUAUAUGGGGAAGCUAUACAAAUAUGACGUCAGCAUUCCGGAACAAAGUGUAGAUGUCCCCAUGGCUGAAGUAAUCACAACGGACGGAUGGGAAGACGAGAGGCUUGUGACCGUAGUCAAUUCAAGUCUUCCUGGACCCCCGAUCAUCGUUUACGAGGGACAGACCCUCAAGGUAAAGGUCAUAAAUGAGCUACACUCUGACACAGUUUCAAUCCAUUGGCAUGGUCUUCCACAGUACAACAGUCCGUGGAUGGACGGCGUGGCAUAUGUGUCUCAGUGCCCAGUACUUCCGGGACAGUCCUUUACAUAUGAAUUCACGGCGGAACCAAAGGGAACUUACUGGUACCACUCCCAUGUAGGUUCUCAACGCACAAAGGGACUUAAUGGUGCGCUGAUAAUUCGAGAGAGAAAACCGACAUGGAAUGUACCAGAACACAUUCUUACCGUUCAGGGCUGGAACCAUGAUUGGGACUCGGAUAUGGAUCAUCAGAAAAUGGUGUAUGGAGUAUUUAAAAAUCGGACAUUACUUGAAGCGUCAAAGUCCUUGGACGGUACAUCAUUUAGUCGGUUCAAACUAACGUCAGCUCUGAUAAACGGAAGGGGGAGAGUUUACCUUGACAUGAACGCCAAUAUUCAUAACAACGCGCCACUUGAAGUCUUUUCAGUAACACAACAAAUGGAGUACAGAUUCAGAGUUAUAAAUGUAGGAGGUCUAUAUCCAUUUAGGGUAUCUGUUGAUGAUCACAACCUGACACUCAUUGCCUCUGAUGGUUACGACUUUGAAGCAGAAACUGCAGAAUCCUUCAUUAUAAGUCCUGGUGAACGGUACGAUUUCAUUCUCCACGCAAAUCAGCCGAUCGGCAAUUACUGGAUCCGUGCCGAAUCGUUAGAAAGUAACAAUAUGCAUAAAGCUGAAGCAAUUCUCAGGUAUGAUACAGCAGCAACAACCGAACCCACCUCGACUAAAAAGCAAUGUACAUCGACAUCGGAGUGUAUAGUAAUCAACUGCCCGUUCACCUUCUAUCCUGCUUCUGAUUAUACACAUUGCAAACGCUUUGAUGCCCUGAAAUCUAAUUCAAAUAAUGACCCUGCCCCUUCAUCAAAUGGUGACGAUGGAGAAUUUAAAGAGUAUUUCCUGAAUUUUGCCUUCCCUGGAACAACGGUUACGCCUGGCUCAGUAAAUGGGCAUAAAUUCAAACUUCCACAAGUGUCGGCUCUAACACAACCUCGAGAGAUCGAAGAAACGUGUGACAACGUUGACUGUGGAGAAGAGAAAGUAUGUGAAUGUAUGUUUACAUUACCGAUAAACCAUGACGACGUGGUUCAGUUUGUUUUACUAAACAUGGGUAAGGGGAGAGGAUGGGCGCACCCUGUCCAUAUGCAUGGUUACUCGUUCUACGUCGUUAAGAUGGGAUACGCCUCCUAUAACGAAACAACAGGUAAAUACAUCUCACAAAACACGGACAUCAACUGUCGUGGUGCAGGCAAUCAGGAUGAGAGUUUCUGCAAUGACGCAACAUGGAGCGAUCCAAAUUGGCUAGGAGGAAAUUUACCAGGUGUAGAACUUGACAAUGCACCGCGAAAGGAUACGAUAGUCAUUCCAAGCGGAGGAUAUGCUGUUGUCAGAAUCAAGGCCGAUAACCCAGGAGUUUGGAUAAUGCAUUGUCAUAUAGAACUACAUAGCACUGAUGGAAUGGCGAUGCUACUAAACAAUUCUUACGGCAUGUAUCCUCCUCCGCCGAGAGGGUUUCCUCAGUGCCACGGGUUUCCAUCUGCUUUUAGGGAGAGCCAGGAAAUAAACGAUAAAGAAAUUAGCUCGCCAGAGUCUGGCCCUGAUGUAAGAACGGGAAGGAAUACCGAAGAUGAAGGGUACACCAUGAAGAUGUUCUGGGUGACGGUUGCUGUCCUCGGAGUCGUAAUGCUACUGAUGAUGGCAUAUAUCCUUCAUCUUCGACACGAAGUUAAGACUCUCAAAACGUCAAAGUCCACCUAUCAAUCGACAGAGACUCUCGGGGUAUCUGUCACUAAUGGGGCCUUUAAACCAUAGACGUCAUUGGACAACGGUUUUUUGCGUGUUUGAUGAUUUCUAACCCAUCCUGAAAGGAUUUCCGGCCACCAGUGUGAUAAAUCUUUCGUUUCCAGGGGCGCAGCUAGCCCUUGUUCGGAGUGGAUUCAUGUAGGAGCGGGUCGAGGGAAGAGUUUUGGUAGAAGGACAAGGAGGUGCAACAAGCAGUGUUUGUUAUUCAUUUUGGUUUCUGUUUUCUGAUGGAGUUUCGCACCUCCUGUUCGGUACUCCUCGAAAGCUGUUUUUGGCAGAUGAAAUCUUCAGAUUCUUUCGAAACUCUGUCAUGUGAACAUCAAGUUAGAUACAUGUUGGCAUUUCGUCAGCUGAUUGAAUCGAGAGAUCAGGGGAAAAGAUAAGAUAAUAUAUUUAAACGACAUAAUAGGGAUUUGAAAAUUAUGAAGGGUCUGGAGAAGAAGAAAUAUUCCACAAGCUGUAUGAUAUAUUUGCGAAAUCCAUGAAGAGGGAAGAAAAACUGAAAGUUUGAUAUAUGUCUCUGUCAUGUCGGGAAGCUGUGAUAUUACUUGUUGAUACAAACGAAAAAAAGGUUUAUCAUAUGGCCAUUCAAUAUAUUCACUUGGUUUUCAUUAUAUAGGCCUAACCCUCGAGUUCGAUACCUGCACUCGGGUCCUUGGCCCUCUCGCCGAUAUCGGGACAGACUAACUCUUGGGCUAAUAAUGGAUAUGGUUUCAAAAUGACCACCGAGUAAAAUAUUUUUAUCUUAAAACAGCUUAUUCACGUUCAGUUUGUGAGGAUGAGAUUGUAAGACUUGUAUAGUUUUACAUUACUAAAAAUGUUCGCUGUCGUGUUAAAUUUGCGAAUUUUACCUUAUCACGAAAAAUGCACAAUAAAUAAUACUGUCAAAAUAAUACUGUAUGCAUUGCAUGUCUAUAUUAAUGCUUUAAUAAUAUGUAAAUAUGAUUUGUUAUUUUUGUAUUGACAGAAUCAAUUAACACAUCAUGAUCAGUUAUAGUUAAGUUACAUGUAACAGCAUAAUACAUUUCUAUAUAUUGUAUACCUUUAAAUAUAUAUUUUUAAUAUACCUUGAUUGCAUAUACAUAACCUGUUUUAAAUAGCUGUAUUCGUGAUAUUUAUAAUUCGCGAGGAUUGAAAAUCACGAAAUAAACAUGUAAUGUGUUUUAUUUAAAUAUGUCGUAACGGAAAAUCAUGACAUUUUUGUUUUGUUUCGCAACUUUUUUCCCCGCAAAUUAAGGUAAAACACUUCACUUCAUUUCUUUUUUCAUGAUAAUGUCAUUUUAUUAAAUAGGUCUAGGUCGUCGGAAUUAUUCAGAUGAUUUGUUUUUCUGGUGGCAUGUUUCCAUCACGGCGAGGUUAAUCUAAUCUUUAACAAUGUUUCAUUUUGCACGUUACUUGAUACUUGUAGAAAUUGUAGAAUUAAAACUGGCGAAAUCAAGGCAACGGAGCACAUUUGACGAUUUAAAAUAUAUUACUUGCGUAUAGUAUGUAUAUUAUAUUUGAAUUCAGGGAGAAAAUAGUCUGACCAAUCUAAAGUGGGCUCGCCAAAAGUCUUGGCCUCUUGUUUUAUUUGAAUUGAUAAUAUUGUUUUUGCAUUUUUAUGAUAUGCUAAUUUUGCUUCUAUAUUCACUACUUAUAAAUAAAUACGUGCUGAAGUUGUGGUGAAGUUUGGUGAUAUCGUUAAGCGUUGACAGUAUACUUUGCAGGCUUCACAUUACUGGAUUGAUAUUUUAGUCCAACAUUUGACAUUUAUAAAACACAUCUAUGUAUAACAUAUAUAUUUUUGUAUGCACACUAACAGUAUAUUUGUGUACACCGUUUGAACAAAUACAAUCCAACCUGCCUUAAAAGACCAUUUAUCUAUAGCUAUCACAGUAGUUUACGACCUAAUUAUUCCCAUAUGUCGGGGUUUUUAUGUAAGCAUCCUAACUAUGAAGACCAUUACAGAAUGUUUUAUUUUUCCAUGAGAAGUCAUUGAAUAGUUCACUGAAUUAAUUGGUGUUUUCUGAAAUAAAUGUUAUUUUUGUAAU